Messenger RNA from Puccinia triticina, 429 nucleotides. RefSeq lists its product as uncharacterized. The transcript is spliced from 3 exons. The record is from RefSeq and is a predicted model, not a curated record. Gene Ontology annotation, biological process: attachment of spindle microtubules to kinetochore; mitotic cell cycle. Gene Ontology annotation, cellular component: mitotic spindle; mitotic spindle pole body; DASH complex. NCBI's taxonomy places the organism in Eukaryota, Fungi, Basidiomycota, Pucciniomycetes, Pucciniales, Pucciniaceae. Bases 1 to 429 code for a protein of 142 amino acids.
AUGGACACGGGGGCGGGGGUGACGGGGGAGGAUGUCAACCGAACCGGAAGAGAACACCACUUCGGCAAGAAACCAGCCAGAAACCCAGAAAGGAACCUCGGCCGAUCGACCGAUCCGAUGUCCAACAAUAGACUGACGCCAACAGCCCUCCGGCUGAUCGAGAAGCAGCACGAACUGGAGGCACUCGUCCAGCUCAACCAACUGUCGCAUGGGAUGGCCGUCCAACUCGAACAACUCAGCCACCAAUUCGCACAGGGUGCUGAUGGGGCAUUGAUCACCGAAUCCGUCGUCCAGCGGUGGCAAAAUGUCUUCCGAGCCGCCCAUCUAGCGAUCGCUACGCGGGCUAAUGCGAUCAAGAACUCAUCCCAGGCCCCAGUAGACAUGCUCGUUCGGAUCCCCGUAGGAUCGGCCCAGGAAGACGAACGAUAA